CUUCCCCCCGCCCUCUCGCAGUGCCCAGUCCGGGCUGUGGGACUUGCGCGAAGAGAGUGGGUUCCCGGCACUUGACAUGGCGGCAGCGGCGGCGACUGCAGCGUCGAAGGGGAAUGGGGGCGGCGGGGGCCGUGCUGGGGCCGGCGAAGCUAGCGGCUCGCGGAAGAAAAAGGGCCCGGGGCCUCUGGCCACGGCAUACCUGGUCAUCUACAAUGUGGUGAUGACCGCGGGGUGGCUCGUUAUAGCAGUCGGUCUGGUCAGAGCAUACCUGGCUAAGGGUAGCUAUCAUAGCCUUUAUUAUUCCAUUGAAAAGCCUUUGAAAUUCUUCCAAACUGGAGCCUUAUUGGAGAUUUUACAUUGUGCAAUAGGAAUUGUUCCAUCUUCUGUUGUCCUGACUUCUUUCCAGGUGAUGUCAAGAGUUUUUCUAAUAUGGGCAGUAACACAUAGUGUCAAAGAGGUCCAGAGUGAAGACAGUGUCCUCCUGUUUGUUAUUGCCUGGACAAUCACAGAAAUUAUCCGUUACUCCUUUUAUACAUUCAGUCUAUUAAACCAUCUGCCUUACCUCAUCAAAUGGGCCAGGUACACACUCUUCAUUGUGCUGUACCCAAUGGGAGUGUCGGGAGAAUUGCUCACAAUAUAUGCCGCUUUGCCCUUUGUCAGACAGGCUGGCCUGUAUUCCAUCAGUUUACCUAACAAAUACAAUUUCUCCUUUGAUUAUUAUGCAUUCCUAAUUCUGAUAAUGAUCUCUUACAUUCCAAUUUUUCCCCAGUUAUACUUCCACAUGAUACACCAGAGAAGAAAGAUCCUUUCUCAUACUGAAGAACACAAGAAAUUUGAAUAGUUCCGUCUUCCUGCACACCCCCAGAAACAAACUUUCCAAUGACAAAAAAUGCUGCAGACUUUUUCAGUUCCCAAUACGUUUCAUAGAGAAUAAGUAAGAACUAUUUUUAAAUACUAAAAAAAUAAAUAAAUAAACCAAAAUCCAGUGUCAUGUGGGCCUGGGAUUUUCUAAAAAACAAAAGCUGUUACAUAAAACAUCCUGGCCGGUCCAUUUCAGCAUGCUCUUUCAACCAGAAGUUCCCACUAUUUAUGAUGGCGCUGGGAAGGGAUCUGGCAUUUUAUAUCCUCCUGUUUCCUUCACAUGUCUGAUAAAUAAAAGAUCUGUAACACUAAA
This is a messenger RNA of Cervus elaphus (red deer), 1174 nucleotides long. RefSeq names its product 3-hydroxyacyl-CoA dehydratase 2 (gene HACD2). The transcript is spliced from 7 exons. NCBI's taxonomy places the organism in Eukaryota, Metazoa, Chordata, Mammalia, Artiodactyla, Cervidae. Gene Ontology annotation, molecular function: 3-hydroxyacyl-CoA dehydratase activity. Gene Ontology annotation, biological process: fatty acid elongation; very long-chain fatty acid biosynthetic process; sphingolipid biosynthetic process. Bases 77 to 841 code for a protein of 254 amino acids. Gene Ontology annotation, cellular component: endoplasmic reticulum membrane. The record is from RefSeq and is a predicted model, not a curated record.